AUGUCCCUUCCGACUCUGAGUGUUUCUGAUAUACUCAAGGAGGGUGACUAUAAUUCGUACCCUUUGCAUUUCUACAUCGCUAUUGGUAAUCUUGGAACGCUUCAAUUCUUGCUCAACAAAGCAUCUCUUAACACUAUCAACGAAUCUGAUGAUAAAUGGGGAGCGCCAUUACAUAUAGCAGUAUAUCUCGGUAACGAGGGGGCUGUCGAUAUGCUGCUGAAGGCUGGUGCUGGCCCCGUUCGAAGGCCCAAUUUCGUCUUCGAAGGAUACAAUGCCACGCCUAUAGGGGUAGCUGCCCGUUUAGGUAAUAUGGCUCUCCUGCUGAAGCUCUGGCAACAUGUCGGCUUUGGAAUAUCAGAGCUCGGUAGCUGUUUGAUCGAAGCAGCAGUGUAUGGCCAACCCUCUACAAUUGGAGCCCUGCUGGAUUUGGGCCGUGAGAACUGGCCUACGGAGUCAAAAGUUCGUGCUUUGAACAGAGCGGCCGAGAACUGGAAGGCUGAGAAUAUUCGGGUUCUUCUGUCUCGAUGCGUCUUCGAUAAGGGCAUGCUCGACUCUGCCUUGGCUCAAGUGCCACCCAAGGUUUGGCUCAUUAAAGAUCAAACAGAAUCUGAUCUCUCUGCGCAGUCACAGUCAAUAAAACUGUUAAUGACAGCUGGAGCUGAUCCUAGUACUCUUUUGCACUAUUCUUCUCAACCGCUUCUUGCUCACACUGCUAUUCACAGACAGCUCCAUGGCUGCCUGGAAGCGUUGCUCAACAACGGUGCGGACCCGAACGCAUCCGUGAAUACCCAGGGGCAAACUGCAUCGCAUUACCUAGCAGUUAAAGGGCGAGGGCCGACAAAGGAUUGUCGAAAUGGGGUCUUAUCGUCGCCAGGAGAGCCUAGUGAGGCUACUUUUAGAAUGUUCUUCCGUUUCCAGGCUUCAAUUCUUCGGCAAGAUGUAUUUGGAAACACUCCUCUGCAUUUUGCAGCAUCUACAUCUGACCUGGAAACCUUGCAGCUUAUGCUCUCAAGCUUGCCUACCGAGUCGGAAAGAAAGGCUGCUUUAAUGUUACGGAAUCACCAAGGUGAGUCGUUGCUCCAUUUUGCAUCCAGUGGUGCUCAAAUCGACGUUGUUGAAUAUCUGUUAUCUGACGAGGUUGGUCUUCCUGUUGACGAAACCACCUCGAGGGGAUGGACCCCGUUUCUGAGCGCUCUAGCGCCUGUAUCGACAAACGCAAGGUCUGGUAAGAUAAAAACAGCUCAGCUGCUUCUCGAUCACGGCGCUGAUCCAGCUGUGGUCACACACGAUGGCUGGACGGCAUUGCAUUGCCUUGCCAUGAAGUAUGACGCCCAUGAAACCGGUGAGUUGGCACAUUUUGUCGAUACGCUUGUGUCGGGUGGCAUGCCUGUCAAUAGUCGAGCGCGAUUCGCUUUCGAUGAUCACGAUGUACCAUUCAAGCACGAUGCCAGACAAGGCAUCCCAUAUGGCUGUUUAGAGUUACGCUAUCUCGAAGACCCUAAGCUAUGGGGUAGAGUCGUCCAGUCUGGUUUCACACCAUUGCAUGUUGCAGCCCGUUCUGGGGCGAUUAGUGCUGCAAGAGCUUUGCUCAAGCAUGGAGCUGAUCCUACAACUGAGAAUUCAGAAGGGAAGUCCCCGGCUAGGUUGGCAGGUGAUUCGAAAUGCUACCGCUUUGUCUAUCCAGAUGAUACUCAAGACAUAAUGAUUUCACUACUUCUAGAAGCAGGUGGGUCAUAUUAA
Messenger RNA from Fusarium pseudograminearum CS3096, 1740 nucleotides. RefSeq lists its product as uncharacterized. The transcript has a single exon. Lineage: Eukaryota; Fungi; Ascomycota; Sordariomycetes; Hypocreales; Nectriaceae. Bases 1 to 1740 code for a protein of 579 amino acids. Gene Ontology annotation, molecular function: protein binding. The record is from RefSeq and is a predicted model, not a curated record.